AUGGAGAAUAGCAAGAGGCAAAAAAUUGUGCAAAUAUAUGAUAAUUCAGAAAUUGUUUCACAUCAUCCUUCAUCUCAUAAAAGUUUCAACCUCUCUAACAGAAAUCCUUUGUCCGACAUCACAAAUGAAGUACCGAAUAGUCGCGGUUCUAACAGCCAAACCAACGAAAUCCUUGGAACCAGUGAACAUGUUUUAACAAAUGCCACACAUAUGUCUCACGAUCAAUCUGUUGGAUCUUUCGAUGGCAUAUGCGGAGAAAACCGAGAGGAUUCUGAUAUACCAGACAAUGAAGUGAUUCAUUUGGAUGAUGAUGCAACUGUAAACCAGAACCAUCUUUUUCAAGCCACACACAGAAUUUUGUCGUCUGUCACAUCUGCUAAUGAAGAAUCAAUCGUAAGAAACUGCCUUCAAAAUUGGGAGGACGAAGAUAUUCCACCAAAUUCAGACUUCAUCUCUGACAUUGUGCAUCAGAAUUGCACCGAUAUGUUGUUGGAAAUAUUUUCAUCUCUUCGAUCAGAUUCUCUUGAAAGUGUAAGUUACGAGGAUUUUGGGCAGCCAGAUUGUAUAUGCAAAUAUUGUGGAUCACACAUGUGGUAUGGAGAGAGGAAUCAAAAGCACUAUAAGCCAUUUGUGCCAGAAUUCUCUAUGUGUUGCAAGGAAGGGAGUAUAAAAAUUGCAUACCCACCGUUGCCUGAACCUCUCGCUGAUUUGUAUUACUCUGACAAUAAAAGAAGCAAGUACUUUAUGGAAAAUAUUCGAUCUUUUAACAGUAUGUUUGCCUUCACAUCAAUGGGUGGCAAGAUUGACAGCUCUAUGAAUAGUGGCAACGCUCCUCCGACGUUUGUUUUGAAUGGCGAAAAUUAUCAUCGGAUCGGUAGUUUGCUGCCAAUGGAAGGAAAUGGCCCGAAGUUUGCUCAAUUGUACGUUUAUGACACCGACAACGAAAUCAAGAAUAGAAUGGCCGCUGUGAGGAUGGACGACGACAACGAUACGAUCAAAUCGUCAAUUGUUGCUGACCUUAGGGACAUUCUUGAUGAUGUCAAUUCCUACGUCAAACAGUAUAGAACUGCAAGAGAUACUUUAAAGGCGAGCAAUGCCCCUACUGUCAAGCUAAGAAUAUUAGGCAAGAGAAAUCGGGAUGGUCGGAGGUAUAAUUUGCCUACAGCGUCAGAGGUUGCAGCUUUAAUAGUCGGCGACUUUGAUUCUUCUGAUUUUGAAAGAGAUGUUGUUGUUGAAGAGAGAUCUGGUAUUUUGCAGAGAAUUUCAAUUUUUGAGCCAUCUUACUUCCCAUUGCAAUAUCCGCUUUUGUUUCCAAGAGGAGAGGAUGGUUACCGAAAAGAUAUUAGGUACAAUGAAUCAUCCAAUAAGACACUGAAAAAAAGGUUAUAUGUCACUCAAUUAGAAUGGAUGGCUUAUAUGGUCCAGCAUCGAGAAAGGAUUUUUUCAACUAUUGUUUUUUCACGGAGGUUGCUCCACCAAUUUUUAGUUGACGGAUUCAGUAUGAUAGAGUAUGCCAGGUUAAGGUAUGCAAGAGAUCAUCAAAAAGAGUUAAGGGCGGAUAUGUAUAAAGGAUUAACUGAAGCACUUCUAAGAGGAGAGACAAAUCCGGCUACUACUGGAAAAAGAAUUAUUUUGCCGUCGACUUUUGUUGGUGGUCCACGGUACAUGAUCCAAAACUAUCAGGAUGCAAUGGCUAUCUGUGGAUGGAUUGGAUAUCCCGAUCUAUUCAUCACGUUUACUUGCAAUCAUAAAUGGCCGGAGGUUGUUGAUUUUCUCAAAUUGCAUAAUCUAAGACCAGCAGAUAGACCUGAUUUGUCUUGCAGAAUUUUCAAGUUAAAACUCGAUCAUCUCAUAAAGGAGAUCAAGAAGGGCCAAAUAUUUGGAGAAGUCCGGGCAGUUAUAUAUACUAUUGAAUUUCAAAAGCGUGGACUGCCUCAUGCACACAUACUGGUGUUUUUGAAGCCAAGAUAUCGUUGUAAGAAGCCUGAGGAUCUUGACAAGAUUAUAUCAGCAGAGAUUCCAAACAAAGAUACAGAUGUGGAGUUAUUUAAUAUAGUGACUACGCUGAUGAUUCACGGCCCAUGUGGUGACCAAAACACAAGUUCGCCUUGCAUGCUCAAAAAUAGAUGUACCAAGCACUUUCCAAAGAAAUUUGUGGAUCAAACCGUGAUCGAUAACGAUGGAUAUCCAGUUUACAGAAGAAGGGACAAUGGAGUUUAUGUAAAAAAGGGAGAGUGUUUUGCAGACAACAGGUUUGUUGUGCCGUAUAAUAGAACACUGCUCUUGAAGUACAAUGCUCAUAUCAAUGUUGAGUGGUGCAACCAAAUUCGUUCAAUCAAGUACCUUUUCAAAUAUGUAAACAAGGGACAUGACCGCGUCACCGCAAACUUUUAUGGUGGUGGAGGUGAAAAUGGUUUGGAUGAGAUAAAAAUGUAUUAUGAUUGUCGAUAUUUGUCCGCGUGUGAAGCUGCCUGGAGAAUAUUCGCUUUUGACAUACAUUACAGAGAACCUUCGGUUGAACGGUUAAAUUAUCAUUUAGAAAAUGAGCAUUCAAUUACGUACGAAGAGAACGAGGAUAUUGUAGAUGUCAUAGAAAGAUCACAUAGAAAAACUACAAAGUUUUUGGCUUGGAUGAAAGCAAAUCAAAAGUAUCCAAAAGCAAGAAAUAUGACUUACAAUCAAUUCCCGACAAAAUUCGUGUGGAAAGCACAAGAUCAUGAAUGGACUCCUAGGCAGCUUGGUUUUUCGAUAGGAAGGGUCCAUUUUGCUCCACCAGGUUCCGGCGAAAGGUUUUACCUGAGAACUCUCUUAAACUACAUCAAAGGUCCGACAUCUUUCGAUGACAUCAAGACAGUCGACAGUGUCAAAUACAAUACUUUCAAGGAAGCCUGCUACGCUAUGGGGUUACUGGAUGAUGACAAGGAGUUUAUAGACGCCAUAAUGGAAGCAAGUCUUUGGGGAACUGGCACUUAUUUACGUAGACUCUUUGCGGAACUUAUGGUAUCUGAUCAGUUUGCCAGACCAGAUGUUGUCUGGAAUUCUACAUCCGCAAGUUUAAUUGAUGACAUUCUCCACAAACAGAGGCGGGUGCUUGGAGCUCCAGAUUUACGUUUGACUGAUGAGCAGUUGAAGGCUUAUGCAUUGGCCGAACUAGAAAUGUUGUUGCAGAGCUAUGGGAAGAGUUUGUCUGAUUUUCCUCCAAUGCCAAAGGCGGAUGCAUCGUUGGUCCCAGAUGUCGGGAGUAGAUUGAUUUAUGAUGAGAUGAACUAUAAUAGGUCUGUACUAGCUGCUGAACAUACCCGAUUGAUGUCGACCAUGACUUCGGAACAACAUAAUGUAUAUGAUACAAUCAUUACAAGAGUCAGGGAAGACAAGCCUGGUUUUUUUUUCUUAUACGGUUAUGGUGGUACGGGGAAGACAUUUAUUUGGAGAGCUUUGUCAGCUGCUUUAAGGUCUGAUGGUGAGAUUGUUUUAGCAUGUGCAUCAAGUGGGAUUGCUGCCUUGCUUAUACCCGGUGGAAGAACUGCACAUUCGAGAUUCGGUAUCCCUUUUAUAAUCGACGAGACCUCAAUGUGUGGAGUUACCCCAAAUACACCGUUGGCAUCGCUGGUGAUUAAGGCUAAACUUAUCAUAUGGGAUGAAGCGCCAAUGAUGCAUAAACAUUGUUUCGAAGCACUCGAUAGAUCUUUGAGAGAUGUUCUAAAGACUGUAGAUGAAAGAAACAAGGACAUACCGUUUGGUGGUAAGGUUGUUGUCUUGGGUGGAGAUUUUAGACAGAUAUUACCAGUCAUACCCAAAGCUCCCAGGCCGGAGAUUGUCUAUGCUUCAAUUAACUCAUCUGAUUUAUGGAGGUACUGUGAAGUCCUUACGCUUACAAAAAAUAUGAGGGUUCUAAGCGGCGCAUCUGAUGCUGACAUUGAAGAGAGGAAGUUGUUUUCUGACUGGGUUUUAAGUGUUGGGGAUGGUACAAUUGGGGAAAUCAAUGAUGUCGACAUAUCCGUUGAAAUCCCGUCUGACUUGCUUAUUCCAAGUUCAGGUAAUCCUAUUGCAUCUAUUGUUCAAAGCACUUACCCAAAUUUGUUAGGACACAUUGGUAAAGCAGAAUAUUUUCAAAGCAGAGCAAUAUUGGCACCAAAGAAUACAAUUGUUGAUCAGGUUAAUGAUUAUGUGUUAGACUUGAUUCCUGGUGAGGAAAAAAUUUAUUUGAGUUAUGAUACACCUUAUCAUAAAAACCUAGGCGGUGACGCAGUGGACGACAUCCACACCCCUGAAUUUCUCAACACCAUUGUUGCCUCCGGAUUACCAAAUCAUAGGAUUCGAUUGAAAGUAGGAGUACCUGUGAUGUUAUUGAGGACAAUAGAUCAAAAUUUGGGCUUAUGUAACGGUACAAGAUUGAUUAUUACAAAGAUGGGUAAAUUUGUGCUCGAGGCAGAGGUAAUAUCUGGAUCUAAUAUAGGUGAAAAGGUGUUUAUUCCAAGAUUAUCGCUACAGCCGUCUGAUACUAGAAUUCCGUUCAAGUUUAAACGAAGACAGUUUCCGUUGUCUGUCUCAUUUGCAAUGACUAUUAACAAGAGUCAGGGUCAGUCUUUGAAAAAUGUUGGUGUCUAUCUACCGUCUUCUGUUUUUUCACAUGGACAAUUGUACGUCGCAAUAUCGAGGGUUACUUCAAGGGAUGGUUUAAAGAUGUUGAUCAAUGACGAGGACGGCCAAGAUACUGAUGUGACAUCAAAUGUGGUCUACAAAGAAGUUUUCCGCAAUGUGUAG
This is a messenger RNA of Medicago truncatula (barrel medic), 4764 nucleotides long. RefSeq lists its product as uncharacterized. The record is from RefSeq and is a predicted model, not a curated record. Gene Ontology annotation, molecular function: DNA helicase activity. NCBI's taxonomy places the organism in Eukaryota, Viridiplantae, Streptophyta, Magnoliopsida, Fabales, Fabaceae. Gene Ontology annotation, biological process: DNA repair; telomere maintenance. The transcript is spliced from 8 exons. The coding region runs from base 1 to 4764 and encodes 1587 amino acids.